Molecule: messenger RNA, 1277 nt
Organism: Phaethon lepturus (White-tailed tropicbird)
Lineage: Eukaryota; Metazoa; Chordata; Aves; Phaethontiformes; Phaethontidae
Product: CMP-N-acetylneuraminate-beta-galactosamide-alpha-2,3-sialyltransferase 1
Exons: 5
Molecular function (GO): beta-galactoside (CMP) alpha-2,3-sialyltransferase activity
Source: RefSeq, a predicted model, not a curated record
AAAUUGCAAGGAGAGAAAACUCCGAAGAAUAUUAAUGCUACCCUCAAGGAAUUCUUUGGGAUCAUUCCCGGGCAUGGGGAUCCACUGCAGGAGCGAGGCACUUACACGUGCAGACGGUGUGCCGUCGUGGGCAACUCUGGGAACCUUCUGCAGUCUCGGUAUGGCCCAGAUAUUGACUCCCAUGACUUUGUGCUCAGAAUGAACCGUGCCCCCACCACUGGCUACGAAUCAGAUGUUGGGAGCAAGACCACUCACCACUUCGUUUACCCCGAGAGCUACAAAGAGCUGGCAGAAAACGUGAGCAUGAUCCUGAUCCCCUUCAAAACCCUGGACCUGCGCUGGGUUGUCACCGCUCUCACCACAGGCACCAUCAACUUCACAUAUGUGCCAGUUCCACGGAAGAUCAAAGUCAAAAAAGAAAAGAUCCUCGUUUAUAAUCCAGCUUUUAUGAAAUAUGUCUAUGAAAACUGGCUCCAACAUCAUGGGAGAUACCCCUCCACAGGAUUUCUGUCUUUGAUAUUUGCACUCCACAUUUGUGAUGAGGUGAAUGUAUACGGUUUUGGAGCAAACAGCAAAGGACACUGGCAUCACUACUGGGAAAACAACGCUUCAGCUGGGGCUUUCCGGAAGACAGGUGUCCAUGACGGGGAUUUUGAGUUCAAUGUAACUUUGACUCUUGCCUCCAUUGAAAAAAUAAGUUUUUUCAAGGGCAGAUGACCCUGGCCACAGGGAGAAGUGGGGGCUGCAAUUUCCAACAUGCAGCAGAAAAGAGCUCAGUGAAGAUGAUCUGGGCACCAGCCAGGCUUGAAUGCGUGAAUCUGCGGUGGAUCCGGAGCAUCUCACUGCUGCAGUGCUCACGGCAGGGCGCUCAGCUGAGGACCGGCUUCCACGCUGCGUGUGAUUUCCUACCUACAGAUAGCUGGGAACUACCAAUCAGUUGUGGGAAUAAAUAAAUCUCUGCUUAGGCUCUACGGCUUGAUUUCUGAAUUACUGAUGAAAGGCCUGCCUGUUGCAAUUAGGGGAAACCUGGGCACAGGAACUGCUGUUUACAUGUCCGUUCUUUCCUCGAGUAAGGCAGGAGAUCCUUGAAGAAGAGUGAAAACUAUUUCUGGGACUUGAGACCCAUUAGGGCAGCUGUGAACAUCAUAGUAAGGAUUACCUCAAAGAAAUGAAUUCACUUCUGCUGUUGAUCUUCUUUUUGAACUGUCUCUUCUGUUUCCUCUAUUACUUCUGGUUUUAUGUUGUAUCAAGCAAAAACGUGAUGAAGUUGCCUGGAG